AUGACUCGUCUAUUAUCAUUAUCUAAUUUGUUAUUAAUACAAAUUAUAACAGAGAUUGAAGAUAAUGUAGAUUUAGUAUGUUUGUUGUUAACUUGUAAAAAGUUGUAUAAUAGUAGUUUUACUUUUAGAAGAUCGAUUCACUUUAAAGGUAUAGGAGAACCUAUCAAUGAAAAAGGAGAGAUAUCAUCACAGUUUACAGCAACAGUCAGUCGAUUCAACAUCAACUCUUUUAAAGAUAUAUUAGAGAAUAGUAUAUCGAAUCAGUAUGUUGUACUACCUGACCUUUAUCAUCCCGAUGCUAUACUUCGCCACACUUCAACAAACAGACACAACGCUGGUACCAUUACAACGGUUUUGGUGAAUGAUUAUGAACAAAAGUUUAUAGAUUCACUCGACAAAAGACCAUCGAUCGAGACAUUAUACAUUGACCAUCGAUAUUCUAGUACAAUAGAUCUAGGCGUCAUCUCACAACUACCCAAUCUCCAAAGACUAUCAGUUCGUGUACAAGAGUUUAAUCUUGGUACUCAUACAUCACUAAAGUCACUAAAACUAUAUUUCACUUCUAAACAUCAUCUCGUUGACCUGGAACUCAAUCGAUUCGUAUCGCUUACAGAACUGACUUGUCAUUUUGUAUCAAAGAUCGCACCAGGUCUAUUACCAAUCACUUUGACAUCUCUUACUCUACUAUCAGUAGAAGAUAUACCACCACAAGAUACAUUCAAUACAUUAGUAUCACUAGUCUAUUUAAAAUUAGAACUAAUAGGCAGACAUGUUACCUCGAGAGGUAUAGAUCUAUCUACUCUACUGAAUCUCAAGACAUUUCUAUUGGAUUAUACAGUAAAUGAUACAUUCGAUACAGUAGACUAUAACAUCGAGAUUAGAGUACCUCCAUCUCUCAAGAUACUUCAUCUCGUGUCCUAUUACACUCGUAUCCCGUCACAAUAUAAAAUGCCACUGUUGGAAGAAUUGAAUGUCAAACAACACUUAUUGAUUGAUGGUAAAGUCAGUUUGUCAUCAUGUCUAUCGAUAAAGAAACUUAGUAUUGGCGAUUGCAAUGAUAUUAUUGCAAACAAAUUCAUACCAUCAACUAUCCAAGAACUUACAAUCUACAAAGAAACUAAAAAAGAUAUACUUGGACAAAUUGAAUUCCCACCAACUCUUCUUCAUCUCACAGUAUUGGGAAGAUACUCUGAAUCUAUCCACCCUUUACCUCAAUCACUCAUCAAUCUAAAACAGAGUGUCAACCAAUCAACAAUACCUCAACAUUUAAAAACACUCGAUUUGAAAACCAAGCUUACCAAUCUAGUUUUCAAAUCCUCCUAUCCACCUCAUCUUGAAACACUAAACCUAUAUUAUAUUGAUGGAAAUUUUGCAAUCAAUAUACCACCAAUCACAAAAUAUCUAACUUUAUCAUUGAACCCUACCCCAAACUCGGGGUCACCUAAAAUUCCAAUUUAUUCAAUAAGCUCAAGGUUAAAUAAACCUAUUGAUAAAUCACAAACACAAUGGUUACCAAUUCAUACUACUCAUCUAGCAUGCUUUCUAAAUGAUCCAAAGUAUCACAUCCACAUAUCAUUUAGAUUAGAUGAAAUAAUCAAUUACACCAAUGUUAGAUAUUUAUCAUUCAUUAUUGGCAUUUCUACCUCAAAUACAACAUUAAAAUUUUCAAUUCAAAGAUUAGACCCAGACAACAAUAAUGUAUUGGUAUUGGAAAGACAGUCACUGACAGGUGGAAUAAUCACUCAAAGAAAAUCAAUCAACAAUCAACCAAUACCAAUUUAUUUAUAUUUUGAUACAUGCUCUUACAUUCCAUAUGACUUUAAAUGGAAAUUUUUUGUUGUUGAUAAUAAAGACAAAUCGAAAAUGGAUUGUUAA
This is a messenger RNA of Cavenderia fasciculata, 1875 nucleotides long. RefSeq lists its product as uncharacterized. Lineage: Eukaryota; Evosea; Eumycetozoa; Acytosteliales; Cavenderiaceae. Bases 1 to 1875 code for a protein of 624 amino acids. The transcript has a single exon. The record is from RefSeq and is a predicted model, not a curated record.